AUGUUAAAAAACUCAGAAAAUUAGUUAAAGAAAUUAUUGCUCAUGGGUUAAUAGAAGGCAGGAAAAUCUUCAAUGCAUAAGGUUAUCUUCGCAUGUGCUCCUCCAAAAGAUUUAAUAUCAAUUGGAGUCACAACAAAUGUUUCUUAAAUUUAAGUAAGAUUUAUGGGAAAUCUUCGUAUAGAUUUGCUUGAUAUACCAGGUUAGGUAAGAAUUUUAUAAUAUUUAAGCCUAAAUUAUUGAAAGAAUAUUUGACUGAUUUUAAAGACACUAUUUUUUGUAAUGUUGAGGUUCUUGUAUAUUUAUUUGAUGUUGAGAUGGAAGGGGAAUAAUUUAAUUCUGAAAUGAUUACAUUUAGAUCUACACUAUCUAAUUUAUCAUAAUAUUCACCAGGAUCAAAAGUUUUUGUUUUAAUAAAUAAAUUUGAUAAAAUUAAGGAAACAGAAAGAAAAAUGGUAUUUGAAGUAACUAUAUAAAAAUAAUAUACAAGCGUAAAUACAAAAAGAUAAUAUAAGAAGCUGAAGGAUUUAAUAUAGAGGUGAAAGAUGUAUUUGCAACUUGUAUUUGGGAUGAAACACUAUAUAAAGCAUGGUCUUAGAUAGUUUAGAAUUUAUUACCUGAUAGAGAUAUAAUUCAUAAUAGUUUAAAAUCCUUUUGUCAUUAAUGUAAUUGUGAUGAAGUUGUAUUAUUUGAAAAAUAAAGUUAUCUUGUGAUUGAUUUUGUAGAUGUUAAUGAAAAGAAAGGUAUAACUAUUAGAAUUAUGUUAGAUAUUUUAAAAUAUGAGAGAAUAUCUAAUAUUAUAAAAUAGUUUAAAUUGUCUUGUAAAAUGGCUUCAAUUGAUAUUAAAAAAAUUAUGGUAAAAUCAUAAAAAUUUCAUGUACAAAUUGAAGAAUUUACUGAAAAUACUUUUAUACUUCUUCUAUUUACUGAUGAAAAAGUAUAUCCUGCUGCAAUCGAAUAUAAUAUUUAAUAUGUAAUUUUUGUUUAUGAUUGUUUAAUAGGCAUAGAAAUUAUUUAAAAGCAUAAAUGGUUCAGAAACUGAUAAAUUAAAGUUGUUGCUUUGA
This is a messenger RNA of Paramecium primaurelia, 1061 nucleotides long. The record is from the annotation of a GenBank genome assembly. NCBI's taxonomy places the organism in Eukaryota, Ciliophora, Oligohymenophorea, Peniculida, Parameciidae.